AUGCCCGGGUCUUAGCGCCGGACCUAGCGACCUGAGAGAAAAACCUGAGGAGAGGCCGGAAGCACUCGGAAGUCAGGUGCUCUCCGGGCCUCGCGAAUGAUUGGCUUGGAAGGACGUGAAUGAUGCCGCUGUGAUUGCUGAAUCGUCUGUGCAGGAUUUGGAGUCUCUGGUAAGCUCCUGUGACCUGUGUGUCCCUUCGAAGAGAAGGAAGAGGGAGAGAUCUGCUUUCUCUGGAAUCCAGUGGUCACAUCCCUACCUGGAACCCUGAAUGCCCAUCUGAGGUGUCGUCAACAUGGAGUUCUGAAGUCCAUGUGGUUCCUCACAGUGAACCAGGUCUUAAGGAAAAUGCAGAGACGCCACAGCAGCAACACAGAAAACGUUCCACCUGAAAGAAAUCGCAGCCAAGCGCUCAGCUCCGAGGCGAGUGUGGACGAAGGCGGCGUCUUUGAGAGUCUGAAGGCAGAAGCAGCCUCCCCACCAGCGCUCUUCUCAGGCUUAUCCGGCCUCCCGGCAGGCAGCCUCCCCACCACCCCGUUCCCAUCCAGCCUGGUCCUGGGGGCCGCGGCCGGCGGUGGGGACGUGUUCCUGCAGAUGCCGGCGUCCAGGGAGGAAGGCGGGGGCCGCGGCGAGGGGGGCGCCUACCACCACCAUCGCCAGCCCCACCACCACUUCCACCACGGCAGCCACCGCGGGGGCUCCCUGCUGCAGCACGUGGGUGGGGACCACCGCUCACACUCGGACGAGGUGGGUGAUGAGCAGCCCGGGACACCCGCCCCGGCCUUGUCCGAGCUGAAGGCCGUGAUCUGCUGGCUCCAGAAAGGGCUGCCCUUCAUCCUCAUCCUCCUGGCCAAAUUGUGCUUCCAGCAUAAGCUCGGCAUUGCCGUGUGCAUCGGAAUGGCCAGCACCUUCGCCUAUGCCAACUCCACGCUCCGGGAACAGGUCUCUCUAAAGGAGAAGAGGUCGGUGCUGGUCAUCUUGUGGAUCUUGGCCUUUCUAGCGGGGAACACCCUUUAUGUGCUCUACACAUUCAGUUCCCAGCAGCUGUAUAACAGCCUCAUAUUCCUGAAGCCCAACCUGGAGAUGCUGGACUUCUUCGACCUGCUAUGGAUUGUGGGCAUCGCAGACUUUGUGCUCAAGUACAUCACCAUUGCUCUCAAGUGCCUCGUCGUGGCCCUGCCUAAGAUCAUCCUGGCCGUCAAGUCCAAGGGAAAGUUCUAUCUGGUCAUCGAGGAGCUGAGCCAGCUGUUCCGAUCUCUCGUUCCCAUCCAGCUGUGGUAUAAAUACAUCAUGGGUGAUGAUUCCUCCAAUAGCUACUUCCUGGGAGGGGUCCUGAUCGUCCUCUACAGCCUCUGCAAGUCCUUCGACAUCUGUGGCCGUGUGGGCGGAGUCAGGAAGGCCCUGAAGCUUCUCUGCACUUCUCAGAAUUACGGAGUCCGGGCCACGGGGCAGCAGUGCACAGAAGCUGGUGACAUCUGUGCCAUCUGCCAGGCUGAGUUCCGAGAGCCUCUGGUCCUCAUGUGCCAGGAGGUGAUUCUGACGUCAUCGGUGACUCAAGUAUGUAGUGUGUUUCAUUUGGACUGCGUUGAGGAUGCUAAUAGCGAAUGCCAGCUCCGGAAAUCUAGUUGUGACUGGGUUCAUGGAAAAAUCUGGUCCUUAAAGUUGCUGUUUAGCUGGACUCCUGCCAGGGAUGCUCAGUUGUGAUGGGGUAUCUUCCAGGUGGCGCAGUGGUAAAUAAUCCAUCUGCCAGUACAGGAGACAUGGGUUUGAUCCCUGGGUGGGGAAGAUCCCCUGGAGUAGGAAAUGGCAACCCCCUCCAGUAUUCUUGCCUGGGCAAUCCCAUGGAUGGAGGAGCCUGGCGGGCUGCAGUCCAUGGGGUCGCAAAAGAGCCAGACACAACUGAUGGAGCACGGCAUAUGGCAUGUCAAGAAAGGCCAGUUCUGGAGACUCCCCCGGAGGCAGUGGUUACGACUCUGUGCUCCCAGUGCAGGGGGCCUGGGUUUGAUCCCUGCUCAGGGCGCUAAGAUCCCACAUGCCAUGGGACGUGACCCAGAAGUGAAAAAAGAGAAAGGCCGGCUCUGGUCCAGAUGCAGGUGUCACUGGGUGUCCCUUCCCGUCUUUAUUUCUCUCCUCCUUUUGUCCUGUCCCUCAUUUAAGUCUCAGACUUGUCAACAGCUCCUGCGGCCAUUGCCUUCUCCCCUGGUAGCCUUCAGAGCAAAAGGCAAGAUCCUUGUUACAGAUUUUUUUUUCCCACAAGCCAGUAUGCUGGCAGAGAGCACAGCAGCGAUCGGUGUUUCCUGGAAUGUCUCUACCAGAGCUCCCAAUCUCUGUAACACAAGCUCUCCACCCAUGAGACCCUGCUCUGAAAUCUGGGAGGAGAAGGCACAAGUGGUCCCUUGGAAGCCACUGGAAUCUUGCCUGGCCUACCCGCCCUCCCAGUGCUAUUCACUCACUGUCAACCUCAGCACCACAGGCUGGUGCCAGCAGCAUUACAGAGAGAGCAGUCUGGGUGGCUACUGAGCAGAUUAGCAAGAAAGUCCUGAGAGAAAUGGUGGGAGCCUUGCUGCCACCUCACCCUCAGCCAGGCUGCUCAUGCCCAUCCCAUCCCCAAGACAUUCAGGACAUUCACCCCUUUUGUGCUAUCAAGUCAGGACCUUUCCUUUGCCUGACUUCCCUGGCUCUUUCCUGAUACCCAGCAAGACAUCCCUUCCAGGGCAGCAUGGCAUCUUUCAAGCUCUGUUACUAUGGUAAUGGCCGUGAUGUUAACAAUCCCACUUGCCUGGAUAAUCAAGUCGGAAGGGGAAGUGGGGCCAGGCGGAUUUGGCUGCUCUGCCCCCUCUCCCCUCUACCCCCCACCCCCACCCUGCUGCCUUGAGGAAGAACUGAAGGGACACACCAGGAGCUUCUACAGCUGAUUUUUAUCAGAAGGAUCAUCCUGCCUGCAGAUGCCAUCAAAGAAGCAUGAGAAAAUGCCACUGAAGAAGACUUAUUAAUGUGCCAGCAUGUGAUGGCGCAGACAGAGCAGUCUGCUGGGAGUCAGGCCUGGAAUUCUGAUUUCAGACUCCGCAUGGCUUUGGGAAGUCACUUUGCCUCCCUGUAGCCAUCUCCAGGGUGACAAAGCCUAGUGCAUUAUCUACGGGAACCAGGGAAACCAGCAAUGUAGAUUACUGAUGAAUACCCCAACCAUUUUGUCAAUUAUACUCAUGCCACCAAAAAAAAAUAUUGAACAUUCUGCAAAUAAUGAGCUGUGUCUCAGACACUAAAGAGUGUCAUAUGCGGGGGACACUCGAGGCGGGGGCAGGUGGGAUGAUUUAGUUUAGAUUUUUAUUUAUUCAUCCCACCCUCUGGCAGAAAGUCACGUUCUGGAGGUUUCCUUUUGGAGUGGGAGGAUUUAACUUCUGCUUAAGGCAGAGAAACAGAGGCCAGGGCAGAGGUUUCCAGACAUCAAGCUGCAUGUUAUCCCUAACACGAGAUUUUAGUAAAAGCAGCCAAGAGUCACCAUUGGAAAGGAAGAGUAAUGCCACUGUCUUUUAUCCACCUUGGCUCUGCAAACUCAUUUGUUAGAGGCAGGGUUAAUUGAGUGUCAGGUGGGAGAGUCCUGCUCUUAAUAUUUUAUGAUUCACUGGCUAAAGUUCCACGGAGUCCUUGGAAAUGGCUCUCCUAAUGUAAAAGAUCUUGAGCGUAAUAAAUAUGAAAUAAAAAAAAAAAAAAAACCAUGCUUUGGACCUGGAUGUCAUAAGUUCAUUAUCUUCCUAAGGGGAGCAUGUAAGAGGCAUGGGAAGACUUCCAAGAUGCCAAGACUUGGGGUUGGAAAUAGGAAAUAUAAAGUGAGUCCUAGAAUCUUAUAGUAUGUUUGCUCUGGGCCAAACAGAGCCGCCUUUGGUGUGUUUAACAUCUCCUUAAGUUGCCGUCUGCCAAUAAAUAUGAUGUGUUGAUGAAAGUUA
Messenger RNA from Cervus elaphus (red deer), 3941 nucleotides. It is a transcript of the gene RNFT2, whose product is annotated as ring finger protein, transmembrane 2. Gene Ontology annotation, biological process: positive regulation of ERAD pathway. The transcript is spliced from 11 exons. Gene Ontology annotation, molecular function: ubiquitin protein ligase activity. NCBI's taxonomy places the organism in Eukaryota, Metazoa, Chordata, Mammalia, Artiodactyla, Cervidae. The record is from RefSeq and is a predicted model, not a curated record. The coding region runs from base 310 to 1701 and encodes 463 amino acids.